AUGAAUUAAGAAGAAAUUUUCCAAAAAGAAGAAGAAAGAUUUGUAAAUUUGGGGAAAUAAUUUUGCCCUGAACAACCUACAAACUUUAAAUCUGGGUUUAUUCCAAAAUUUUUAGAAUUUUAUGUUAAAUCUUAAAUGAGAGAUAAGUGUGCACAACUAAUACCUGUAAAUUCCCUUACAAACAGCCCAUUGCGAUAUAUAUUUAAUAAUUUCGAUAUAAAUCUCUUAUUUCCAUAAAGAAAAUGGGAAUUUACAAUGACAGAAACCUUUUUAGAACAAUUUAAGUUCGAAACUAAUGUGCUGUUUACAAUGCACUCUAUUUUAUAAGGAAAUUUUAAAAAGUAACCUUCGAAAAUCAAUUUAUCUUAAUAAACUUUACCAAAUGUAGAAUUUUAUCUUAUAUUUGAUUGCAAAAAUAAUCGAAAAGACUCAGUCAUUGUGUAAAUAAUUCCAAAAUAAAAAUUUACUUUAAAUUCAUAAAAUCAACUUCAAACCCUUGAGUAUGUUCAAUAAAUGGUCUUUAUAUGUUUAGGAAAAUAUGAUUAUGACAAGCCCCUUAGAAAAUAUGAAAUUCAUUAAGAAGAAGAUCCUUUUCUGUUAGAAGAACUUAGUUUAAUAUAAGAAAUCAAAAAGCCUAAAAUGUAAAGUUAGUCUAAAGAACAGGAUUCUUUCACUUUCCAAGAUUUUAAUAAUCCUAAAAGCUACAGGAUUCCAAAUUUUUAGGCAGAUAAAUAUGUAUUCAACCAAAAUUAUCAGAGAUGGGUGAAAAAAUAAAAUUACAAUGAUUAUAAAAAAAGAAAAUAAACAUAGAAUGAUUUAAAAGGAUCUUACUUUUAAUUGAAAAAAUACCUUUUUACUCCAAAUUUUUAAUAAUAUAGGAAUUUACUAAAGAAUAUUAAGAGUGAAAAUUUUACAACAAAUAUGGAAUAAUUUGAAGCCAUAGCCAAAUAAGGUGAUACAAUUUUAAUUGGUAGAAGUGGAACCGGUAAAACUACUAUCUCAUUGUUGAAAUUAUUUAUUACUGAUGCAAUUUUCAUGUUGAGAUAGAAUCUUGAUCUUGUCUAAGAAUCUAAUUCUAAAAUUAACUUGUAAUACACUGACUAAUUGUCAACUGGAAUUUAAUUGAAAACUUUAUUUUUAACAUCCAGCCCUUUGUUAGCUUAAUAAAUUAAAUAAAAGUAUGAUAAUCUAGUCAAAAAUGUUCAAUAGACUUUAAGGGAAAAGAAUAAAGUAUAAAAGUUUUCAGAAUAGCUAAAAGAAAACCUAGAUGAAAGUACUGUUCAGAUUCUAGAUGUAUUAGAAGAGGAAGAAGAGAACGCAAGUUAAUUUCAAAUUGAAGAUGAAGAGGAAAAUGAAGAAGACAUUGAUUAAUAUGAAAAAGAGAUGGGGCAAUUUUAAACUUUGUCUGAUAUCAAAUAAUUUCCAGCAUUCCUUACAAUUAGAAAAUUAUUAUUUCUAAUUGAUUCACAAUUAAAUAAUCCAUUCUUUAAAAACAAAGAGCAGAUUCAUAGAUCAGCUUAAUGGCAUAAUGAGUAUUUCGGAGUGCUCUCUUUGAAUUAAAGUGUUACUAAUAAUAAUUUCUAAGAGUAAUUAAAUUCUGAGGUCAAUGAUCUCGACUCUAAGGAAGUCAUUUAUCAUAAUAACAAUUUAAAAGAGGUUACUUUGGAAUGCUUUAAAGACUUUUUUUGGCCUAAAAUUAUUCAAGAUAUUGGAACAGCUGAUAGAUAAUACUUUACUAAGUUAGAUCCUACAUUAAUUUGGUCAGAUAUCAUUAAUAUCAUCAAAGGACAGGAAAAUUCAUUUAAAAAUCCAAAUUUUCAUCUUAUUAGAGAGGACUAUUAGAAUUAUUAUCUUAGACUAAGAUGUGAUUAAGAUGGGAACCGUUAAAAAGUAUUUAAUGCAUUUUUGAUAUAUGAAAAAUUAAAAUCUAAAUAUGGCUAUUAUGAUAUACUGGAUCUGAUUAAUCAUAUUAAUUUCUAGUAGGUGUAUUGCCAUGAUAAUAUUGAAUAUAUGCAUUAUAUUAUACUUGAUGAACUUUAAGAUGUCCCCAAAGCCUUAUUAAUAUUACUUAAUAGAAUGACUUAAGUUUAAUUAUUUUUGGCUGGUGACAAUGCUUAAAAUAUUGUUAAAGGAGUUGGAAUUAAAUUCUAAGACAUUGUCAAUUGUCUAGAAAAGGAGAUUUCAUUAAAAUCAUCUAUUAAUUUACCCCAAACCUCGCUAAUCCAAUUAUCAUAUAAUUUCAGAUCUACCAAUUAAAUAUUAUAAUUGGGUAAUACUAUUGUAAAUGCACUUGAAUUGUUCUUUCCAAAAUACCUUGACUUCUUGUAAAAAGAAAAAUCCAAUAAAUAAGGGCCAAAACCCAUAGUAAUUUAAAGUAUCUAGACUCAAGAUCUGUUGAAUUAUCUAUUCAAAGAAUAUUAAAAUAAGUAAAGCAAUGUUGAAUUUGGUUCUAAUUCAGUAAUUAUUGUUAAAGAUCAAGAAUCUAAAUUAAAAAUUCCAAUUGAAUUACAAAAUUUAAUCAUUUUGACAAUUUAUGAAGCAAAAGGCUUAGAAUUUGAUGAUGUAAUUCUAUUUAACUUUUUUGCCGAUGCCUGUGUGGAUGAAAAUGCAUGGAGUUUAUUUCAAACAUUAGAAAUCGUCAAAAUCAGAAAGGACCAGCGUUAGUGGAAUUCUGCAAAAUAAUUAUAGACAGUUUUAAUGCAAAAAAAUAUUAGCAAAAAUGAAGUUGAGUUGACAAAGUUAGAACUUAGAUAAUAUAACCAAAAAAAUAGCAAGUAAAAUAAAAAUCUUUUCAAUUCGAAAAACGUUAAUCUAACACUAUAACAUGAAUUAAAAUAACUAUAUGUCGCUGUAACACGUCCAAAAUAAAGAUUAAUAAUUUUUGAUUAAUCUUAAUAAAAUAGAUAUUAUAUUUAAUAGAUUUGGGAAGAGUUAGAACUUGUGCAAAUAGUUCAUGAAUAAUAAAUCCAAGAGUUCAAAUUUAAAUUAUCCUUUUAAAUUGAUAAUAAAACUAAUUGGAAAAAGUAAGGUUAUAGGAUGUUAAGAUAGAAUAAUUAUGAAUAGGCUUAAAAGUGUUUUAUGUUUGCUAAUGAAAAUGAGUUAGCAAAAAAAUCUUUGGCUUAUAAUUUAGCAACUUAAGCUACUCUUAAUUCAAAUAAUUCAGUAUUAUUCAUUGAAGCAGCUUAGAUCUUUGAAGAAAUCAACCUACCAAAGAGAGCAGCAUCUUGUUACUUUUCAGGGAAAAACUAUGAGAAAGCCUUCAAAAUAUAUUAAUCAAUAGGUUGCAAAGAUGAAAUGGCUGAAUCCGCAUAUUUUUCUGGGCAAUAUUAAAUUGCGGGUCAAAUAUUUUCAGAACUAGGAGAAGUCAGAAGAUCAAUUGAAUGCUUUAAUAAAGAAUAGCUUUGGGAUGUUUCCCUAGAUCAAUUAAAUGGGAAUUAAUUGACUUCUCAGGAGAAACUAAUGUUCUUAAAUAUUAUUGUUCCAAAAUAUUUGAAAAAAAUAACUGAGGAUAUUGAAAAAGAAGAAAUGUUGGAAUAACAAAAAGAAUAAAUAAAUAAUCCUCAUGAUGAAACUGAUAGCUUUGAAGUUGAUGCUUCGCUUCUUAAUCAAAGCUAGAUGACAUAAAAAGAUGAAAUUAACGUUCUUGAAGAUUCUUAAUCUUUUUAAGUUGUAAAGGAUGACUCCCUAGAUCAUUUAUCGAUUUUUGAUCCAGAUGAUGAAUGGAUAAAACCAGAGAAUAAGUCUCUAAUUAAAUCAAUUGCAUCCUCGAGUAUAGAAUCAUAAUUUUCAAAUGUUUUAUUGAUGAAUUAACCUUCAAUUACUCCACUUCUGAAAUCAAGACUGAAUAUUUUCAUGAAAAACAAUGUAAUGUUGAAAUUAGCUGAAAGAUUUUAGUAGUUUAAGGAUGAAUUCAAAAUUCUCUUAGAAAAUCAAAAAAGCUAGUGUGCAUUACUCUCAUUUAGAAAUUAAGAUGAAAAGGAAUUAGAUCAUAUGAUUAACUUUUUGUAUGAAUUAGAGAAUUUUGAUAUAGAAGCUGUAUACUUUGUUUUAGAUGUUUUGGAACAGUUUAAAAGUUAUAAACUCUGUAUUUAUGUUUGUAAUCAGUUCAAAUUAUCCUCCCAUCUAGGAAGAUACUUAGUAUCUUUGGCAUCCUAAUACACACCUAUGACCAAAAACAAUUUCAAAUUAGAAAAUUGGAUUGUUGGCAACAAUCUGAAAAGAAAACGUUUAUUAGAUUAAGCAAUGCUAGCUUAAAUGGCUUUCAAUAAUAUUUUAGAAUCAAUUAAUCCAAUUUAUUUAAAAUUUAAAUACGAAGAGCAACUUCACUCUUUCAACAGUUUUGGAUUAGAAUGUUAUAAAUCAUUAAUAGGCUUAGGCUAUUGGAGAACAAUAAUCCAUUAGUUGAAUUAUGAGAAUGCAGUUCAAUUGUGUUAAUCAUUUAAUAAUUAUCAGGAUUUGGUAAUCUUAAUUGAAAAAGUUAAAGAUGAAAGAUAAAACAAAUAGCUGACAGACGAAGAAAAGCAUUAAUUGAUUAGAUACAACUAUUUCAUUUAAGUAGAAUAAUAUUUCAUAUCGAAUUAAUCUAAUAAGAUCGACAUUGAUUAAUCAUUUGAAAUUACCAUUUAGUGCUCCUCCAAAAGAAUAUUAACUAAAGACAAUAUUGUUCAAUUAGUGAAAAACUCUAAAUUACGUGUAGAAAAUCUGACUUAUGAAGAGAAACUCAAACAAUUGGAAUCAAUUAUAUUAUGUAUGCUCUGUAGUAUGGGUGUGAUCAAAUUUGAAAUAGAUUAAUAAUGUAGCCUAAUUAUUGAUUUAAUAGAGCAAUAAUAAUAUUGCUUAAAUCAAUUGGCCUUUGUUAAUAAAAACCAAAACAUUAAUGAAGCACUCUAAUUCUUAUUCAAAUUCUCUUUUCCCACUGGAGGUUUAAUGAUGGAUUUUUCUUAAUAUUGUAUUAUUCACAUAACUUCAAAAUUACUAAAAAAUGUUAAUGAAUAAAUGAUUUUUAUUGAUAUAGCUUAUGAGUACAUUGCAAUCCCUUUUGAAGCAUUAGGUAAAAUUAUUAAAACAUACUUGUGUAAUUUAAAACCAGUUGUCACAUUAACUUAAGCAUUAGAUAAUUAAUAAGGUUAAUAAGAAACGAAACACAUAUUAAAAUUUUUAAAAUAAAGGCUUCAGUAUUAAUAUGAGAAUAUUCUUCUGCGUCUAACUUUUCCAAUUAAUGAUCAAAUCGAUUAUUAUUCAAAAAUCGCGUAUGGCAGUAGAUAGAAGAGUAUCGCAAAUUCAAUUGAUGAUCAUAAGACUUCAAUUUUGAAUUUUAUCAAGUCUGAUGAAAUGAGAACAGCUCACAAAUGGCUAUUAUAAUAGAAUUGCAGAAUCAAUAAAAUGAAUAAACAACUUAAAUAUUAUUUAAAUAAUGAAAGUAUAAUAUUAUUCGAACAAGGCUUAAAAAAUUAAGAUUAGAAACAUGGUUAUAUCAUUUUAGCAUUAAACUUAUUACACCUAUAAGAUAAUUUACCAUUUGCAAUAUUUACAAUAUAGAACUUGAAAAAUAAAUAAGAUUAAUAAUAUUAUUUAAAAUAUUUAGAAUUUUUAGAGUGCUAAAAUUUUGAUAUUAUUGAAGAUUCAUUUGAAUGCUUUCUGGAAUAUAGUUAGUAUUUUGAACAAAAAAUGUACCUAGAUGAAUGGAUGAAUCACUUGACUCGAAUUGGCAUAAAAUUACUUUUGGCUCAACAAGGAAUAUCAAAAGUUUUAAUUCCUUAAAAAUAUUAAGAUAUUAUAUCGUAUCAAUAACAUAUUGAUUAACCCCUUUUUAAGAUAUCUAGACCUGAAAUAGUAUUAGAAUUCAUAGAAUAACUUUUGUAUUAUAUAGAAGCAUGUAACUCAGAGCAUUAUGAACAUCUAUGCAAUUUGCUUUUAAUAGUUUUUAUGGUAAAUUUGCAGAACCUACAUGAUUAAAUUAAAGAAAGACUAAUGGAAAUUUUCAGUAACAAUACUAUAUAUCAAUAUUAUAAAAGGUUACAUCAAUGUUUAAAUUAGAAGAAUCCUAAUUUAUAAUAAGAAUUGAUCGAUAAAAUGAAUGUCUUAAUAAUAAAAGGUUAUUUUGAAGAAUAGCUUAUUACAAUUUAAAUUAAAUAAAGUACUCACAACUUAAACUCUUAAAAAGUUUACUAAGAUUGUUUAAAUAAAUGGGAAGGCUACUUUGUAGAAGCAUAGUAAAUAGAAAAGAACGGAAUAAAUUUAUUAAAGAAAUGGAGAUAAUUUAAAUCUAAUCACUAAAAUAAUAUGAAUGUAUUCAAAAAUAAAUUAUCACCCUUCGUAAUACGAUUUUAUUAAUUCCAUAAGCUUUAAUUAAGGGAUAUGUAAUCAUAAAAAAAGGCUAUUGAACACUAAAGUCAUAUAGUGAAGAUAUAUAAUUUUUAAGAGGAGCUGUUGAAAUUGAGAUAAAAAAUGUUAAGAGGAGCUGAUCUUUAAUUUGUGAAUUUGAUUCUAAAUAACUCCACAAAUUUACUAAAAGAAAUAAUGAAUGGGAAUCUUCAAGCUGAUCAUUUUGAGGAGCUAAAAUAAAAAUAUUAUAAUUGGAAAUGUAGUUUUUCCACACUUGAAAAAAAUGAAUAGGAACUCCUAGAAAGAAACAGAUAAAUUCUCAAAUUGAAAUGGUAGAAACUGUAAGCAGGAGUCAAAGUACAAAAUAUGUUUGACUCUCAUUGCAUUAAAACUGUAGAAGAGCAUAUAGAUGAAGAAUCUCAAGAUUGA
Messenger RNA from Paramecium tetraurelia, 6753 nucleotides. RefSeq lists its product as uncharacterized. NCBI's taxonomy places the organism in Eukaryota, Ciliophora, Oligohymenophorea, Peniculida, Parameciidae. The record is from RefSeq and is a predicted model, not a curated record. The transcript has 4 exons.